UUUGCCAUUGAUCAACACUUGCGGCGAGACGGCAUUGUCUGUGGCGCAUUCGCUUCGAUUAUUAUUUUUAAUUGUUUAUUUUUGAGUGCUACGCACAUUUAAGAGCUGUCUUUUUUUUUAUUUUAUUAGUAUUUUGUCGCUGUGAUUCAUUAUUGACCAUGUAUACGAUUGAUUUUGACUACGAAUUCAACACCGAUUACAAAUUCGUUGACCUAUAUGCUAUUGAACGGUUCAUUGUGCCGGCAAUACCGCAGGAUUUUGGAUAUGAGAGCUACAUACAGCGCAUUAACAACGUGCCCAGAAACUUUGAGAGGGACAACAACAACAACAAUCAAUGGAGGCGAUCGCUGUCGCCCUACGAAUGCUACUGGCUGGACAUAAGCAGACCCAAUAUGAUGACUAUGGAUAUAACCAAAACUGAACCCGGACUUGUCGGGCUAUCAUCCAAUCAACAGCAGCAGCAGCAGCAGCAGCAGCAGCAGCAGCAGCAAUCGGCACAGCAGCAACAACAAGCCGCAAACAUGAACAACAACGGUCAGAACAACAAUGGCAACAACAACAAUGGCCUCAGCAAUGGCAACUCUGUUAACAAUAACAACAACAACAACAACAACAAUGGCAACGUGCAAAGCAUCGCCGCCGCCGCGAACAACAAUAACAACAACAACAACAACGGCAGCCAACUGUGCGCCGGCUGUGGCAAGCACAUCCAGGACCGUUACCUGCUGCGCGCCCUGGACAUGCUGUGGCACGAGGAUUGCCUCAAGUGCGGCUGCUGCGAUUGCCGCCUCGGCGAGGUCGGCUCCACACUCUACACCAAGGGCAACCUGAUGCUCUGCAAGCGCGACUACUUGAGAUUAUUCGGCAACACGGGCUACUGUGCCGCCUGCAGCAAAGUCAUUCCAGCCUUCGAGAUGGUGAUGCGUGCACGCACCAAUGUUUAUCACCUGGAGUGCUUUGCAUGCCAGCAAUGCAAUCACAGAUUCUGCGUUGGCGAUCGCUUCUACCUGUGCGAGAACAAAAUACUCUGCGAAUACGAUUACGAGGAGCGUCUGGUGUUCGCCUCGAUGGCCAAUCAUCCAAUGCUGAAGCGGCAUGUGUCAUCCCUGGGCCAGGGCUCGCCAACUGGCGCAGCAGGCGCCGCUGGCGCUGCCGGCGGACUGCUGGGCGGCGGACCGGUCGGCGUUACGGGCGGCGCCAAUGUGAAUGGCGGCGGCGGCGGCGGCAUGGUCAACGGGCCGCGCACACCCGGCGAUCACAACAACAACAAUGGCCCACAGACCCCAACUGGCGGCGGUGGCGGCGGCGGCGGCGUGGGCUCACCAUUUGCGGCCGCCGCAGCGGCAGCUGCCGCCGCGCACAUGAAGAAUCAGCUGGGGGCGUCCAGCUAAAAUAAAGCCAUGGGCAUGAGCGGCAGCGGCGGCGGCAGCGGCAGCGGCAGUUCUGGUCAGCAGUUCUA
This is a messenger RNA of Drosophila virilis, 1459 nucleotides long. RefSeq names its product LIM domain-containing protein Beadex. NCBI's taxonomy places the organism in Eukaryota, Metazoa, Arthropoda, Insecta, Diptera, Drosophilidae. Gene Ontology annotation, biological process: positive regulation of transcription by RNA polymerase II. The record is from RefSeq and is a predicted model, not a curated record. Gene Ontology annotation, cellular component: nucleus. Gene Ontology annotation, molecular function: DNA-binding transcription factor binding; transcription coactivator activity.